AUGGAAGGUGCAAAUAAAUGUGUUAUAGGAACAAAGAUAUUUAUCAGAGACAAAAAUAAAGUAUGGGCUAGUGCUGAGAUUAUAAAUGAAGAUGAAGAUAAUAUUAUUGUAAAAACUGAAGAUGAUGAUAUAAUAAAAUUAAAAGAAACUGAUGAAUUUUAUCUUCGAAAUUUAGAUUUAUUUGAUUCGAGUGGAUUAUCUGCUCCCUCAGAUCUAACAAAGUUAACCCACUUACAUGAAGCUUCCAUAUUACAUAGUUUAAAUGUUCGUUUUGAUAUUGAUGAGAUAUAUACAUUUACAGGUCCCAUAUUAAUAGCUGUAAAUCCUUUUAAGAUUAUAAAAGAUUUAUAUUCUGAUAACAUGCUAGCUAAACAUGUUCAGCCUAUAAAAUCUAAAAGUCCUCACAUAUUCGCUACUUCUAAUAGUGCUUAUUUAGGUAUGUGUAAUAAUAAUAAAUCACAGACAAUAUUAAUAAGUGGUGAAUCAGGUGCUGGAAAAACAGAAUCAACAAAAUAUGUAAUGAAAUUUUUAGCAUGUGCAGGCUCAGAUAUAAAAAAAAGAUCUUUAAUAGAAUCACAAGUAUUAGAAAGUAAUCCUCUUUUAGAAGCAUUCGGUAAUGCAAGAACUUUAAGAAAUAAUAAUUCUAGUAGAUUUGGAAAAUAUAUUGAAUUACAAUUUUCAGUUGAUCAUAAAAAUUAUAUUAAAGGCAAAUUAUGUGGUGCCAAAAUUUUAACUUAUUUAUUAGAAAAAGUUCGUGUGUGUGAUCAACAAGAAGGAGAAAGAAAUUAUCAUAUUUUUUAUCAACUCUGUAAAGCUGUAAAAGAAGCCAAUCAUGUAAAUAAUUCAACUAUUAAUAAUAAUGAAAGUGAAAAUGUUCAAAAAUAUACUACUCAUACUUGUGAUGAACAUAUAAAUAAUGAUAUUUCAAAAAAAAAUAAUAUUUAUAAGGAAGAUAAAAAAAUAUGGUAUCAAUUUCCAAGUACAAGCAAAUUUAAAAAUUUACAAAAUGUAGAACCCAUGAAAAUAGAUUUUACAGAUUUUAAAGAACAUGUACAUUUUAGAUACUUAACAAAGUCUAGUGUAUAUGAAUUAAAUGAAGUUAAUGAAUUAGAAGAAUUCGAAUCAACUGUUCAUGCUAUGCAAACUAUUGGUAUUAGUAAUACAGAACAAUAUCAAAUAUUUAAAAUUUUAGAAGGUAUAUUAUAUAUAGGAAAUAUUUUAUUUAAUAAUGAUGAUACAAAAGAAGAAGCUACUAUAUUAGAAGUAUCUAAUGAUGAUUUAAAAAAAGCAGCAUAUUUUUUAGAUGUUGAUGAAAAUGAUUUAAUAAAUUCUUUAUGUUAUAAAACGAUAAUAGCAAAUAAUGAACAUUACAAGAAACCUGUGAAUUCAAAUAUAGCUAAUGAUAUUAGAGAUGCAUUAGCUAGAGCUAUAUAUGGAUGCUUAUUUUUAAAAGUUGUUGAAAGAACAAAUCAAUCUAUAGGAUAUAUAAAAGAUUUAAAUUUAUUUUGUGGUGUUCUAGAUAUAUUCGGUUUUGAAUCAUUUCCAAUUAAUUCAUUUGAACAAUUAUGUAUUAAUUAUACAAAUGAAUGUUUACAACAAUUUUUUAAUAACUUUAUAUUUAAAUGUGAAGAAAAAUUAUAUAUGGAGGAAGGAAUUCUAUGGGAUCCAUUAGAUUUCCCAGAUAAUAAAGAUUGUGUAGAUAUAUUAGAAUCGAAACCUUAUGGUGUAUUUUGUAUGCUCGAUGAAGAAUGUUAUAUACCAUCAGGUAAGGAUAAAAGUUUUUGUAGCAAAAUUAUAAGUAAACACACAUCAAAUAGUAAUAGUAAUAGUAAUAAUAAUAAUAAUAAUAAUAAUAAUAAUAAUAACAAGUCGAAUAAAAGAUUUAAAUCUAUCAAAACAGAUUCUAGUAGUUUUAUUAUUGUACAUUUUGCUGGUGAAGUUGUUUAUAAUUCUACUGGUUUUCUUGAAAAAAAUAAGGAUCAAUUAUCAUUAGAUGCACAAAAAUUAUUGUUACAUAGUAAGAAUGAAUAUGUAUCACAUCUUUUUCAAACCUAUUUAAGAAGAAAUACAGAUAAAAGGAAAUUUGUUACCGUUUCUAGCGAAUUUAAAGAACAACUCAAUUUAUUAAUGACAAGAAUAAAAGAAACAGAACCACAUUUUAUUAGAUGUAUAAAACCAAAUUCGCAGAACGUACCAGAUGUAUUUGAUAGAAUAUCAGUAAAUGAACAAUUAAAAUAUGGAGGUGUUCUACAAGCUAUAAAAGUAAGUCGUGCAGGUUAUCCAGUUAGAUUAUCUCAUGCAGAGUGUGUUCAAGAUUAUAAAAUUCUUUUAAAUAAAGAAGACAGAAACAAAUUAGAAAUGUAUAAUAAGGAUAACAAACCAUGGUCUUAUAAGGCUAAUUUUAUACUAUCCAAGUUGUAUGUAACUCAAGCGAUACAAGAAUAUAUAAAUAAUCUAAAGUUGUUGAAGGACAAGAAAAAAGAAGAGGAAAAUAAAUUUUUUGGAAAGCUUUCUUCAAAGAAGAAAAGGGUGCAACAUAAAACUAAUGCGCUGAAUGGUGUGUUAAGUGGUAAUGUAGGAGUUGAUAAUAAUGAUAUAAAUAUAAAAGAUGAUACAAAUGUGAAAGGUGAUACAACUGUGAAAGGUGACGUGAAUAUAAAUGAUGACAUAAAUAUAAAUGAUGACAUAAAUAUAAAUGAUGACAUAAAUAUAAAUGAUGACACAAAUAUAAAUGAUGACACGAAUAAUAAUAUUGAAAAGCCUCCCUGUUGUCAUCCUAAUGAGAUAGACGACGAAAAAAACAAUUUGUUCAUAUGGUCUGUAGGUAAAAAUUUAUGCUUCUUUAAAAGUGAUGCAUAUAAUAUUUUAUCAACCCUAAGAAGUGAUCUUCGUAGUUUAAAGGCCAUUGUUAUUCAAAAGAAUUAUAAGGCAUAUAGAGAAAAAAAAUUAUACAUAUUAAUGAAAAAAAAAAUUGUGAUUAUACAACGAUGGUUUAGAAAUCGAUUAGAUAUUAUAAGAAAAGAGAAAUUAAAAAGACAAGAAGCCGAAAAGUUAAUUUGUUCUCAUAUAUAUACAUAUAUAAUUAGAAAGAGAUUUUUAUAUAAAAGAAAUUGUUGUAUUCUUAUACAGUCACAUAUAAGAAAAUAUUUAAUGGUAAGAUUUUAUAAAACAUAUAGACAGAAUUAUUAUGCAAGUAAAAUACAAGCAACAUGGAAAGCUUACAAAGAACAUACAUUUUAUAAAAAAUUAUUGAAAGCUACUAAAAAAAUACAAUUAAAAUGGAAGGGCAUAUUAGCUAGAAAACAAUUGAGAAGAUUAAAAAUGGAAUCUAAAGAAGUGGGUUCUUUAUUAUCAAGAAAUCAAGUAUUAAUGAAUGAAUUAAAAAAAGAAAAAAGUGAAAAAAUAGAAAUAGAAAGUAAACUAUUAAAAGCAUCUGCAAAAAUUGAUAAGUUGAUUAAAAAAAUUGAUAAUCUAGAAAAAGAUAAUAAAAAUAAUGAAAAAGUAAUAAAGGAAUUGUUACAUAAGGUUUCUUUAUUAUCUCAUAAACAAUCUAAUGAUUAUAUAUCAUCUAAACAUGUAUCUAAAAAAAAUGAAAAUAUUAAAUUGAAAAAAAAUAAUAAAGAAAUUAAUAAGGAUAUUAUGAUUCCUUUAAAGAGGGAAGAUACAGCACAUGUUGAUAGUGCAGAAAUUUUUAGUGUCAAACGUAAUGAUAUUCAUGAUGAUCAUAAUGAUGUGCGUAAUAGUUUUAGCACUGAUACUAACUUAACAUAUUAUAUAAAUAAUAAUAAUAAUAUGAUUAAUAAUAAUGAUGAUAAUAUGAUUAAUAAUAAUGAUGAUGAUAAUUGUAAGGAUAAUAAUUUGAUAUAUACAGAAGAAAGAACAGAAGACCAAAAAAUAAGGAAUACAAUAAAAAAUGAAGAGAAUGAAGAAAGAUGUAGUUUAUUAAAUAAAAUAAAAAAGUUAGAAAUUCAAAAUAAAGAAUAUAUAAAACAAAAUGUAACAUUAAAUGAUAAAUAUAAUAAAUUAAUAAGUUUCUUAAGACAAAUUAAAGAUACCAAUGGUAAUGUAUAUAAUGAUAUUAUAAAUAAUAAUAAUAUGAAUAAUUAUCAUAAUAAUGGUAUAUCAAAUAAGUUAUUAAAUAAUAAUUAUUGUAAUAAUAAAUAUUUUAAAAAUUUUAUGAAUUUUUCUAGUUAUAAUAGUAAUCCUUUAAUAGACUCUAAAAUUGAGAAUAACCUAAAUUAUGAUAAUAAGAGUUCUUUUAAAAAAAAUGAUGGAAUUGUAGAUAUUCUUGUAUGUGGACCACGGAAUGUAGGGAAGACUAGUUUGAUAGAAGAUUUAUUUGUACGUUUAGGAGAUGAAGAUAAUUUAGGUUUAUUAAGAAAAAAUAAAAAGGUUGUAAAUAAUGAUUUAAGUUGUCAUAAUUAUUACAAUACAUAUAUUAUAACACAUAAAUGUUCACAAAUAAAAAUUGUAGAUUGUGGAUAUUCUUCGAAUAAAAAUGUUGAAGAAUCCUUAUUUAAUUAUAUAAAAAAUUCUAUAUGUAUUAUAAUAGUAUUUGAUGCUACAAAUAAAGAAUCAAUAAAUCCAGCAGUACAUUUAUUACAAGAAGCUUCAUUAAUUAAUGUAAAGAAAACAACUAAAUUAUUUUUAUUUGAAAAUAUAUUUAAUGAAAAAAUUAAUUUAAAUCAUAAUAUAAAUGAUGUAUCCUAUGCUGUACGUGUAGCUAAAGCAUGUAAUGCAUUUUAUAUAAAAGCAUUAGAUAUAUAUGAUAUAGUUAAUAAUUAUGCCAAUGAAAUAACAUUACAUUCUAAUUAUUUCUUGGAUAAUUCUCAUAAUAAUUAUAAUUAUCUUACAUCUGUUUAUAAUAAUCAAUAUGGUCAUCAACAUAAUAAUAAUAAUAUUAAGGAUAAAGAUAAAUAUGCUAACGAAUCAGCAUACCUUAAUCAUAUAAACAAAAUUAAAAAGAAAACUCACAGUUUUAUGUCUUUAUAUCAUGAAGAAUCAUUUAAAGAUAGUGACGACGCUGUGUUAUCAUCUUUUUUAAAUAAAUCCAACGAUGUAAUAAAAUCUAAACGAGUAGACCUAAACAAAAAUAAAUAUUAUCAAAAUAUUACUAGUAGUAGUAGCAAUAAUAAUAAUAAUAAUAAUAAUAUUUAUUCAGUUGUGAAUACUAUAAAAGCUAUAUGUGGCAUUCAGAAUAACAAUAAGAAGAAUCAACACUUACAAUUGUUGAGGGAAUCAAUGCCUUUAAACAAUUAUGUAUAUGGUAAUAAAAAAUAUAAUUCAGAUCUUGGAAGAGGUUUACAACCAGUGUAUGAAAUAACUCUUAAAGGGAAUACACCUAUAACAUAUUUGUGUAUGGGUCAAGAUAAUGUGAAUAAAAAUUAUAUAUUAUUAUCUGUAGGAUGUAAGGAUGGUGUUAUAUAUAUAUAUAAGUGUUUUAGAACAAGUUUAGAGUUAAAAAAUGAUUACUUUUAUUAUUACAAUGAUGAUAGUAGUAUAUACAACAGUAAUAAUAAUAAUAAUCAUAAUCAUAAUAAUAAUCAUAAUAAUAAUAAUAAUAAUAAUAAUGUGGGGAAUAAUAUGGAUAACAUGAAUAUACAAAAUAAUGAUAAUAAUAAUAUUGUUGGGUGUGAAGAGAGUGGGAAGAAAAACAGCAUUAUAUCAUUAAAGAAUGAUAGUUAUAAUACAUAUGAUGAAAAUAGCACAUGUACAAAAUUAUUAUCCAAAUUAUCAGGUCAUAAAAGGGCAAUAACAUGUUUAGUUUUUUCCUUUUCAGAAGAUAAAAUAAUAUCAUCAUCAAUAGAUAAAACAAUAAAAAUAUGGGAAGUAUCUACCGGUUUUUUAUUAAAAGUAUUUUCUGAUUCUUCAGCAACAUUAUCUGUAUUAUUAUUUCCAACUAAUCUAGAUAUUUUUUUAUGUUCCAACUGUACAUCUUUAUUACGAAUAGUAAAUUUAAACAGUGGUCAAGUAUAUCAAAAAGUUAAAGUCGAGAGUGAGAUAAGAGCACUUGAAAUGGAUGAUACUUGUUUAAAUAUAUUUGCAGGUUCAAAAAAUGGAACAAUAUAUGUAUUAGAAGUUAUAUAUAAUGAAAGAGUAGAAAUAAAAUUUCGUUUCCUUUUUUCUUUAUCACCAAUAACAUGUAUAAAGUUUAUACCAAGACAUUCAAUUAAAACAUCUCCAGGAAUUAUUGUAAAUUCAUGUGAUAAUCAUAUAGGUAUUAUAGAAUGUAUAUAUGGAAACAAAGGAAUAUUAACAACAUUAUCUGUCAAACAUAGAAUACGAAUAAAUCAUGCAUUGCUUCCUAUACGCAAUUGUUAUUCAAAAUAUGGAGGAGGAUGGGUGGUGUCAGGUUCAGAGGACGGAAACAUAUAUAUUUGUUCUUUAUUACCUCAAUCGAAUUAUAAGUUGAUCUUUUUAAAGCACCACAAGGCACCCGUAAUGGCUGUUGUUGUUAAUAGCAUUGAUACUUUAAUGGUUUCAGCAGAUUCAAAAGGAAACAUAGUUUUUUGGCGUAGAUCCUUUGUAUAA
Messenger RNA from Plasmodium adleri (nom. inval.), 6531 nucleotides. Its product is annotated as myosin C. Gene Ontology annotation, cellular component: cytoplasm; vesicle; actin cytoskeleton. Gene Ontology annotation, molecular function: microfilament motor activity; ATP binding; actin filament binding. Gene Ontology annotation, biological process: vesicle transport along actin filament; actin filament organization. NCBI's taxonomy places the organism in Eukaryota, Apicomplexa, Aconoidasida, Haemosporida, Plasmodiidae. The coding region runs from base 1 to 6531 and encodes 2176 amino acids. The record is from RefSeq and is a predicted model, not a curated record. The transcript has 4 exons.